GUUGGUUACUCAAAAGAAUUUGGAGAAUCACAUUAACCAUCGACCUUUUGUUUCCUAUAACCAUCAUAAUUCCACCAUGUAUGGAUAUCCUUUUUUUUUUAUUCAUUGACCGAAGCCAGCCCUUCUUCUUCCUCCUUCUCUCUUUUUCUCCUCUCUUGGUUUAACGUGCGUUCCAUUCCUUUGCCACCUUCUUUACUUUUUUUUCUACAAACAAAUUCUCUUCUCUUCUCUUCCCUACCCUUUCCUUCGUCCCUCUACCUCUAACGUGCAGUCCAUUCCUUUUCCACCAUCUUCUCCUCUCUGUCUUCCUCUUAACGUGCAGUCCAUUCCUUUUCCACCAUCUCUUCCUCUUCCGCUUUCUGGAUUGAUCGAUUUGUUGCUUCUUUUUGGGGUUCUUUCUAACAUGCAGGCGGACGUGUCGCCUUUCAAGUUUCAUUACCUCGGUAGAGCUAUACGAUUAAGGGUGGAUGAUCCAUAGAUGCGUAAAGCUGCCGGUGCCAACACGUGAAGGGGAAGCAGGAAGGGGAGGAGGGGAGGGGCUGGCUGGGAUGGUCGAUUGGACAUUGGCCUGAACUUUCAGGCAGAAACCUCGUGGUGCAGCGACUGGGUUCGAGGGAGUUGAGAAAUGGCGUCCCUGUCGCAGAACCCGUCCAAGAAGGCCCUUCGGAGUCCCGGUGGCUCCAGCACGCAGGGAUCCCGCAAUACCACCGGCCAGACGGUGAAAUUCGCCCGACGGACGUCCAGCGGCCGGUACAUCAGCCUGUCGAGGGAGGACCUCGACUUGUCUGGGGAGAUCGGGGGAGACUACAUGAACUACACGGUGCACAUACCCCCGACGCCGGACAACCAGCCGAUGGCCGAUGAGUCGGUGGCGGCCAAGGCGGAGGAGCAGUACGUCUCCAACUCGCUCUUCACGGGCGGGUUCAACAGCGUGACGCGAGCGCACCUCAUGGACAAGGUGAUCGAGUCGGAGGUGAGCCACCCGCAGAUGGCGGGGGCGAAGGGGUCCGCCUGCCAGAUGCCAGCCUGCGACGGCAAGGCCAUGCGGAACGAGCGCGGCGAGGACAUCGACCCCUGCGAUUGCAAGUUCAAGAUAUGCAGGGACUGUUACAUGGAUGCCCAGAAGGAUAGCGGCGUCUGCCCCGGCUGCAAGGAGUCCUACAAGCUCAACGAAUUCGACGACGACAUGCCCGACUUCAUGACCGGUGGCCAAGGCGUGCUGCCACUGCCGGCGCCGGCCUCGUCCGGCUCCUCCUCCGCCGACGCCGGUGGACCAGGUGGCGGGCAGAAGAUGGACCGCAGAAUGUCGGUAAUGAAGUCUAACAAAUCAAUGCUGAUGAGAACGCAGACGGGGGAGUUCGACCACAACCGUUGGCUAUUCGAGACCAAGGGCACGUAUGGCUACGGUAACGCGUUCUGGCCGAAGGAGGAGGAGAUGUAUGGUGGCGUAGAGGGAGGUCUCGGCGGCCCGAUGUCAGACAUGGCGGACAAGCCAUGGAAGCCCCUCACCCGGGUCAUCCCCAUUCCUGCAGGCAUCAUCAGCCCCUACAGGUUGUUGAUAGUCGUGCGAUUGGUGGUGUUGGCCUUCUUCUUGACGUGGAGAGUGAAGCACAAGAAUGAAGAUGCUAUCUGGCUAUGGGGGAUGUCCGUCGUUUGCGAGAUCUGGUUCGCCUUCUCGUGGAUACUUGACCAGAUGCCCAAGCUCUGUCCUAUAAACAGAGCCACAGACUUGCAGGUGCUGAAGGACAAGUUCGAGAUGCCGUCGCCGUCGAACCCGACGGGCCGCUCCGACCUGCCAGGUAUCGACUUCUUCGUCUCGACGGCCGACCCGGAGAAGGAGCCCCCGCUGGUCACUGCCAACACCAUCCUCUCCAUCUUGGCUGUCGACUACCCCGUCGAAAAGUUAGCCUGCUAUGUCUCAGACGAUGGUGGCGCCCUCCUCUCCUUCGAGGCCAUGGCGGAGGCAGCCAGUUUUGCCGACAUCUGGGUGCCGUUCUGCCGGAAGCACGACAUCGAGCCGCGCAACCCGGAUAGCUACUUCAACAUCAAGGGUGACCCAACGAAGAACAAACGGCGGUCGGACUUCGUGAAGGACCGGCGGAGGGUGAAACGCGAGUACGACGAGUUCAAGGUGAGGAUCAACGGGCUCCCGGAUUCCAUCCGCCGGAGGUCCGACGCUUUUAAUGCCAGGGAAGAAAUGAAGAUGCUAAAACACAUGCGCGAAAGCGGCGCCGAUCCGUCGGAGCCCCUCAGGGUGAAGAAGGCCACCUGGAUGGCCGACGGCACUCACUGGCCGGGCACCUGGGCAGUUCCUUCCAACGAUCACAAAAAAGGCGACCACUCCGGCAUUCUUCAGGUGAUGCUGAAGCCGCCGAGCAGCGACCCACUUAUGGGCUGCGCCGACGACGAUAAGCUCAUCGACUUCACGGACGUCGACAUCCGCCUGCCGAUGCUGGUCUACAUGUCGCGAGAGAAGCGCCCCGGGUACGACCACAACAAGAAGGCGGGAGCCAUGAACGCGCUGGUGCGAGCUUCGGCAGUCAUGUCCAACGGGCCAUUUAUCCUUAACCUAGACUGCGACCACUACAUCUACAAUUCCCAGGCCAUUCGUGAGGGAAUGUGCUUCAUGAUGGACCGCGGAGGAGAGGACAUAUGCUACAUCCAGUUUCCGCAGAGGUUCGAGGGCAUCGACCCCUCCGAUCGGUAUGCCAACCAUAACACCGUCUUCUUCGACGGCAACAUGCGUGCCCUCGACGGCCUUCAGGGCCCCGUCUAUGUUGGCACCGGCUGCCUCUUUCGCCGCAUCGCCCUCUAUGGCUUCGACCCUCCGUCGAAGCGCAAGUCCUCCCGCAAGAACAAGCCGCCACCGGAGUCCGACACUCAGGCCCUCCGAGACGACAUGGUCGAGUACGACGACGAGAUCGGUAUGGAGAUCCACCCCAAACGGUUCGGCAACUCCACCGUCUUGGCGGAGUCGAUCCUGGUGGCGGAGUUCCAGGGACGCCCGCUAGCAGACCACCCAGCUAUUCAGAACGGCCGGCCGCCGGGGGCGCUUCUGGCACCGCGCGAACCGCUGGAUGCGUCGACGGUGGCCGAGGCCGUGAGCGUCAUCUCGUGCUGGUACGAGGACAAGACGGAGUGGGGAGACCGGGUGGGGUGGAUCUACGGGUCGGUGACAGAAGACGUGGUGACGGGUUAUCGAAUGCACAACCGCGGGUGGCGGUCGGUCUACUGCAUCACGAAGCGCGACGCCUUCCGUGGGUCGGCGCCGAUCAACCUGACGGACAGGCUGCACCAAGUGCUGCGAUGGGCGACCGGCUCCGUCGAGAUCUUCUUCUCCCGCAACAACGCCUUCCUGGCCAGCUCCCGCCUCAACAUCCUCCAGCGCAUCGCGUACCUCAACGUUGGCAUCUACCCCUUCACCUCCCUCUUCCUGCUCGUCUACUGCUUCCUGCCGGCGCUCUCUCUCUUCUCCGGCCACUUCAUUGUGCAGACGCUCGACGUGACCUUCCUGGUCUACCUCCUGACCAUCACCACCACCCUCAUCGUGCUGGCCCUCCUGGAGGUUAAGUGGUCGGGCAUCGGGCUCGAAGAAUGGUGGAGGAACGAGCAGUUUUGGCUGAUUGGAGGCACAAGCGCUCACUUCUACGCCGUGGUGCAGGGGUUGCUGAAAGUCAUCGCCGGAAUCGAGAUCUCCUUCACCCUCACCUCCAAGUCCGCCGGAGAGGAUAACGAAGACAUCUACGCCGACCUCUACAUCGUGAAGUGGUCGUCCCUCAUGAUCCCGCCCAUCACCAUUAUGAUGGUGAACCUGAUCGCCAUUGCCGUCGCCUUCUCGCGGACGAUCUACAGUGAGGUGCCGCAGUGGAGCAAGCUGUUGGGUGGUGUGUUCUUCAGCUUCUGGGUGCUUGCGCAUCUGUAUCCGUUCGCGAAAGGGUUGAUGGGGAGGAGAGGAAGGACACCCACCAUCGUGUUUGUAUGGUCUGGUUUGAUCGCCAUCACCAUCUCAUUGCUGUACAUUGCCAUUAAUCCUCCCAAAAGCACGACGUCGGUUGGUACCAGUGGUUUUCAGUUUCCCUAGAUGAAUUGCAUCACGGUGGGUCAUGAUAUCGUUUGAAUCAAUCAAGAACGCAAGGGAAACUUAAUCUUCAUGCAUGGAUCGUGAGAGAGCGCGUGCUCGCGCUUGAGAGAGAGAGAGAGAGAGAGAGAGAGAGAGAGAGAGAGAUUGUUGUUGUGAUUUGCCUUUAGAGUGAUGGCUUGGCUUCUUUCUUUUUUAUCUUCUUCCUUAUUUGUGUUUGUGGGGUUAGGCCUGAAAAUUCAAACUCGUGGGGGGUUCUCUGACGUCCAUUGACAGUGCCCUGGUCAGAAGAGUUGCAGAUCCUGGAAGAAAAUUUGAGUUGAAGGAAAGAGAAGGGUAGAUCGUUUUCUUGCCUGCCUUCGCUUCGCUGAACACUUUCAAUCUUUAUGCAGCUGACUCGAGCGACACUGUCAAUUUCUCCCUUUUUUGCAGGAUAAUUUACCCGUCCUUUUUCUCCCUUUUCUUACUAAUUAGAAUAUUACUCUUCUUUUCUUUUCUUUUUUUUUUCUCAUUGAAAUGUGAAUGUUUAUGAUACAAUUUUACAAAUAAUAUUCAAUAGAGCUA
Messenger RNA from Nymphaea colorata (pocket water lily), 4642 nucleotides. RefSeq names its product cellulose synthase-like protein D4. The record is from RefSeq and is a predicted model, not a curated record. Bases 626 to 4081 code for a protein of 1151 amino acids. The transcript has 3 exons. NCBI's taxonomy places the organism in Eukaryota, Viridiplantae, Streptophyta, Magnoliopsida, Nymphaeales, Nymphaeaceae. Gene Ontology annotation, cellular component: plasma membrane; trans-Golgi network. Gene Ontology annotation, biological process: plant-type primary cell wall biogenesis; cellulose biosynthetic process. Gene Ontology annotation, molecular function: cellulose synthase (UDP-forming) activity; mannan synthase activity.